AUGGCCGGGGAAGCUGGAAAGAAUCGCACGGUUCUCCUGGCCACAGAGAAAGCCUUUGCGGCAGGGGCCGUGGCCAAGAUCGAGACUGUGGUGAAGGAGGCCAAGUACACCUUGAAGAAGUUGGAGAACUACAAGAGCAAGGAUGACUUGCUGGCCGCAGUGGAGGGUGUUGAUGCCAUGAUCAUCCGCAGCGACAUUGUGGAUGCAGCAGUCCUUGAGAAGGCUGCACAGUUGAAGAUCGUGGUGCGUGCGGGUGCUGGCUACGACAACAUCGACCUGAAGGCAUGCGAAGCCAAGAGCGUUGUUGCCAUGAAUACCCCUGGCCAAAAUGCCAAUGCAGUUGCGGAGCUGGUCUUCGGGAUGAUGAUUGUCAGUGCUCGCAACAACUUCGAUGGCACCAGUGGUUUCGAGUUGGUCAACCGCGAGAUCGCUUUCUACGGUUUCGGCGCAGUGGCGCGGGCGGUGCAUAAGUUGGCUGUGGGCUUUGGCAUGAAGAGUUUUGCCUAUGAUCCCUACAUCCCGGCAGAGAAGAUCAAGGAGAUGGGUGCGGAGCCGGUGACCUCGGUGGCUGGCCUUUUCGAACAUCAAUACGUGUCUCUCCAUGUUCCAUUGACCGAGGAGACCAAGGCAUCCAUCAACAAGGAUCUGUUGUCCAAGAUGCCCAAGGGCGGUACUUUGAUCAACACCGCACGUGUGGAAGUGGUGCAUGAGGCAGAUAUGCUGGAGAUCCUGAAGGUUCGACCAGAUUUUUGCUACCUCUGCGAUGUUGCGCCCAAGGACAUUGAGCCGUUCAAGGCCGCAGUGGGUGACAAAUUUGGCAAGCGCCUCAUUUUCACCAAGAAGAAGAUGGGUGCGCAGACGGCGGAGGCCAACGACAACGCAGGAGUGGCCGCGGCCAAUCAGAUCGUGGGCUUCUUUGAGAAGGGUGAGACUGCUGCCUGGAGGGUGGUACUGGAGGUGCUGCAGCCGGCUGAUGAGACGCAGGAUGUCAUGGAGGAAAAAGCAACGACCACGUUGCAAGAUGCUGUGGCACAGACCAGCUCACGAGCUUUGCGGAAAAGCUUGGCUGGAAUGGCGAAGAUCUAUUUGGCUUUAGCCCUGGAUAGCCAAGAGCUGGGUGAUAGUCAAGUCCGUGCAGAGCAGUUGGUUCGAGAGGGCCUGGGGCUGCACCGGAACCUGCAGCACGUGUGGAGGGCUCAAGAGAAGCUUCUUCCACAGCAACAGCCCGGGCAUGCCAUCAAUGCCGGAGUGUCCUUGAUGGCCCUUGUACUCAACGCCAGCAUCGGAGUCCAAAUGGCUGCAAACACUGCGAAUGUGACCAGUGCAGAGCAGGCUUUGGAUCUGAACUACAUUCGGACUGUUUUGCAGAGGAUGGAGGACUCGAUCAUUUUCAGCCUCAUCGAGCGGUCCCAGUACUUGACCAACAGCGCGGUUUAUGAGCCGAACCACAAGCAGCUGGGACGGUUCAAGCUCCAUGCCCUGAAAAGUGCUGGUUCCAAUGGAUGCCUCGGAGAUUGGUUCAUUUACCAGACAGAGUGCCUUCACUCGCAAGUGAAGAGGUACGACCAUCCCACAGAAUAUGCGUUUUUCGGCCCUCUACCUGAGGCAAGCCUUGGGAAGAACACUGAGACUGAGAAAGGUGGGACAGAAGGCAUUUUGGCACAGGUUCCGCCUGAGGCUAUUGUGAACAAGAAGCUCCUAGAGAUCUACCGAACAAAGAUGAUCCCCUCCUUGUGCGAAGAGGGAGAUGAUGGCAACUACGGUUCCACUGCCGUGCAAGACGUGCAUGUCCUUCAGACCAUGGCCACCAGGAUAUACUACGGACUGUUCGUCGCGGAGUCCAAGUUCAGAAGCGAAACGGAGAAGGCCACUGCCAUGAUCAAAGCCAAAGACACUGACGCACUCAUUGCUUUCAUCACGAAGCCGGAGGUGGAAAAGAAGAAUGUGCAGCGAGUCAUUCUGAAGGCAAAGGCCUUCUCUCGAAACAUCGCACUGGACAAACCCGAGGAAUCGGGCCCAGCCACCUACAAGGUCAACCCGGAGUAUAUUGGUAAAAUAUUUGAAGAAUACAUUAUGCCUCUGACCAAGGAGGUGGAAGCUGCAUACCUCCUGGCCCGGCUCAAUCCGUUGCCACGGGAGGACUCCGUGCAGGAGGAGACAGAUGUGGAUUGGAUCAACCCAGGCUCCCCCACGGUGCUGGAGAAGAAAAAAACAAAUGGAAGUUGA
Cladocopium goreaui is the source of this 2226-nucleotide messenger RNA. The record is from the annotation of a GenBank genome assembly. NCBI's taxonomy places the organism in Eukaryota, Dinophyceae, Suessiales, Symbiodiniaceae.